Messenger RNA from Peromyscus leucopus (white-footed mouse), 2036 nucleotides. Its product is annotated as zinc finger protein 54-like. Lineage: Eukaryota; Metazoa; Chordata; Mammalia; Rodentia; Cricetidae. Gene Ontology annotation, biological process: negative regulation of transcription by RNA polymerase II. The record is from RefSeq and is a predicted model, not a curated record. Bases 597 to 1913 code for a protein of 438 amino acids. The transcript has 6 exons. Gene Ontology annotation, molecular function: DNA-binding transcription repressor activity, RNA polymerase II-specific.
GUGUGGGCGGGAGUCAAGGCUGUGACGUUCCGGAACUGAUGGUGUAGUGGGAGGAGCCAGAGAAAAUUAGCAGAGGCUACCGGGACUGGAAAACUCAGGGAUCCAGACUAACCCCCUGCAGCUAGAGUAAACGGCAGAGGGGGAGCCGAGACCGGGUCCCAGCAAGGCAACCAGGACGUGAAAGCUCACCCGAGCUACGAGAGUCACGUGGGACGGACUACAAAACUCACCCCGGUCAGAGCAUCACGGUGGCGGGAACCACAGGCCGGGGUCUGGAAAACUAUCAGUGAUGUGACUGUGGACUUUGCCUGGAGAAGGAGGAAUACUUAGACCCUGCCCAGAGAGCUUUGGACAAAAACCUGCUGAUAGAGAACUACAGCAGUCUGAUUUCUGUGGGGCACAGCACUGUAUUUGAUCUAAGUACUUAAUGAAUCAAUCUGUUUCUCACAUGCAAAUCUCACACUGAUGACACCUGGUCACCUGUCUGGAGCAAAACAAAGAGCCUUGGAAAGUGAAGAGGCAGUAACAAAGGACCAGAAGAAUUCCUAUCAUUGUUCUUAAUACAAAAGGCUGAGAGAAGAGAGCAACAGGGAGAAAUGGAUGGUUCUCUGAUAAACACAUCUCAGGGUCUGUUGACAUUCAGGGAUGUGGCUGUGGACUUCUCCCAGGAGGAGUGGGAAUACCUGGACUCUAUUCAGAGGGCUUUGUACAUUGAUGUGAUGAUGGAGAAUUACAGCAAUCUGGUCUCUGUGGAGAACUAUUGCAUGUGUGAGAUUGUCCAUCAACAUAUGGAUAGUGAAGAGAUAUAUUCUAAAUGUAAUGAUGUUGAUGAAAUCCUUCAUGAAUCCAACAGAUAUACAGUUUAUAAAACAAGUAAUACUACAGAAUAUUUUGAUAACUUUAGCUGUGAUUGUAGUCACAGGAAUACCUCGAUUGAAUCACCAAAUCUAAAUAGAGAUAAAAGCAUGCACACUGGAGAAGAAACUUGCAAAUGUAAAAAUUCAUUAUUUGCCACUACCUACAAACUUAUGCAACAUGCAGUCUGUAUUGGAGAGAAACCACACAAAUUUAGGAAGUGUGGGAAAUGCUUUGGUUCCUGUUCAAGCCUCACUGGACAUCCAAGAAUUCAUACUGGAAAGAAGCUAUAUAAAUGUGAUGUUUGUGACAAAUCCUUUACCCAUUGCUCAAAUCUUAGAACACAUAAAAAAAUUCAUACUGGAGAGAAACCUUAUAGAUGCAAUGACUGUGGUAAGUCUUUUAUUCAGUUGUCUGCACUUAAAAGCCAUUUCAUUGUCCAUACUGGAGAGAAGCCUUACAAAUGUCAGGAAUGUGACAAAUCCUUUGCCCAUGGUUCCACUUUCAGGAGACAUAAGAAAAUCCAUACUGCUGAGGAACUUUAUACUUGUCAAGAAUGUGGCAAAGUGUUUUAUCAGUUGCUAUACCUUAAAAGCCAUUACAGAACCCAUAUUGGUGAGAAGCCUUACAAAUGCAAUGAGUGUGACAGAUCAUUUAUUCACUGUUCAUCUUUUAGAAAGCAUCAGAAAAUACAUUCUAUAGAAAAACUAUACAUGUGCAAAGAAUGUGGUAAGACUUUCCUUGAGUUGUCACAUCUUAAGAGGCAUUAUAGAACCCAUACUGGAGAGAAGCCUUACCACUGUGAAGUAUGUGACAAAUCCUUUACCACAAACUCAAUUCUGAAAACACAUCACAGAAUUCAUUCUGGAGAGAAACCUUACAAAUGCAAAGACUGUGACAAAUCCUUUACCCAGCAUUCAAAUCUUAGAAGGCAUCAGAGAAUUCAUACUGGAGAGAAACCUUACAAAUGUCAUGAAUGUGACAAAUAUUUUACCCGAUUCUCAACUCUUAGAAGACAUCAGAAAAUUCACACACUGGAGAUAAAAAUACCAUUGUAAGUAAGUUGGCAUAUUCUUUAUCAAGAUCUUUAUCUUAGCCGGAUGGUGGUAGCUCACGCCUUUAAUCCCAGCACUCAGGAGGCAGAGCCAGGCAGAUCUCUGUGAGUUCGAGACCAGCCUGGG